AUGGAGAAAAUAAGAAAGGAUCCAGAAAAGUACGCGCUCUGGCAACUCAAGAUGAAGGAAGCCUAUUUGAAAAGGAAGAAAGAAGGUAAAAUUAUUUCAGUACGUGAUUUGACACCUACAGAACGGAAAUUAGCUAGGGAAAAAAGCAGGGAGAGCUCAAGAAGAUGGUAUGAUAAGAAAAAAUUGAAGGAACGUAUCCAAUCAGAACAUGAAGAAGGAGAAGAAGAAGCAAUCGUUGAAAUUAAGACGGAAGACACCGGAACAGAAGACGCAUUAAAUUUGAGUUCCCAUGAACCUGAAGUAAUUUUAGGUCUGCCAAGGCCAUCAAAAUCGCCUUCACCAAUAAUUCCACUAUCAUGUUCACCAAUGGUUCUCAGGGCGCGAUCCCCAAAAUCGUAUGUAUCACAUAAUUCAUGGUCUCCUAAAGUGCUUUCCACAAACGCUCUAGUAACUGAUUCACCAAAGCUUCUCGGAGUUCGUUCUUCAAUAUCUUCAGUGUCAGAUUCAUCAGGAUCUAUCAGGGCGGCUUCCCCAAUAACUACAGCAUCUUGUUCACCAAGAUCUCUCAGUCCACAAAGCAGCACCUCACUGAUAAAUUUACCAACGCGCCACAUCGCAAACUCAAAACGCUUCAAAACAGCUCAACCGAAAAUUACAGUUAAGAAGAAAUCACACUGGAAGCAUCUUUUACACAGAUUUCGAUACAGAUUUAACAAAGAGCUGCAAUUAAAAGAACAAAAAAUUUUAGAACUUAAAAAAAUCAAUGAGAAUUUUAGGAAGAAGAUAAAACGUUUGGAAGCUUUAUGGAAAAGUAAAAGGUAUGAAGAAUCCGUGCAGACAAGAAAUACGAGAAACCAAUCAAUUCGAAAA
Brenthis ino (lesser marbled fritillary) is the source of this 870-nucleotide messenger RNA. Lineage: Eukaryota; Metazoa; Arthropoda; Insecta; Lepidoptera; Nymphalidae. The record is from the annotation of a GenBank genome assembly.